GGCCGGGCUGGGCCCCCGGGAGACUUCUAAGCGGGCUGGCCUGGAGGGCAUUAAGCAUUUCUGGCCAGACCCCAGGCGCCGAGUCACGCUUGGGCACGCAGCCCUGUUCCUGCGCGGUUCCGGGAGCUGCCAGGGGAGCCAUUCAUCCACCCGGGUGGCGGAGUGAGCCGGACUCGCCGGAUGGGCAAGCGGUUUCGAACACCUUCACACCUUCCUCCCCAAGCCUGUGUCCGAGGAGGGCCCGAGUCGCCAGUGUGCAGUCCAGGCUCUGCCUGCGACCCGACCCGACGCAGGGCAGCCUGUCUGGGCUUUCUCUGCUUUUAUCUGGAGGCUUAAUUUAUUCAACAGGUGUGGCAGGCGUGCUUGUGGGACACCCAUUUGACACGGUCAAGGUGAGGCUUCAGGUGCAGAGCGUGGAGAAGCCCCAGUACCGAGGGACCCUGCACUGCUUCCAGGCCAUUGUCAAGCAGGAGAGCGUGCUGGGCCUGUACAAGGGCCUAGGCUCGCCCCUCAUGGGGCUCACCUUCAUCAACGCGCUGGUGUUUGGAGUGCAGGGUAACACCCUCCGGGCGCUGGGCCGCGACUCGCCGCUGAACCAGUUCCUGGCAGGCGCAGCGGCGGGUGCCAUCCAGUGCGUCAUCUGCUGCCCGAUGGAGCUGGCCAAGACCCGGCUGCAGCUGCAGGACGCGGGCCCGGCCCGCACCUACAAGGGCUCCCUGGACUGCCUGGUGCAGAUCUACCGGCGCGAGGGCCUGCGCGGCGUCAACCGCGGCAUGGCGUCCACGUUGCUGCGGGAGACGCCCAGCUUCGGCGUCUACUUCCUGUCCUACGACGUGCUCACGCGGGCGCUGGGCUGCGAGCCUGGCGACCGGCUGCUGGUGCCCACGCCGCUGCUGGCGGGAGGCAGGUCGGGCAUCGUGUCCUGGCUCUCCACCUACCCCGUAGACGUGGUCAAAUCGCGGCUGCAGGCCGACGGGGUGCAUGGCGCCCCGCGCUACCGUGGCAUCCUCGACUGCGUGCGCCAGAGCUACCAGGCUGAGGGCUGGCGCGUGUUCACACGGGGGCUGACCUCCACGCUGCUGCGCGCCUUUCCCGUCAACGCCGCCACCUUUGCCACUGUCACCGUCGUGCUCACCUAUGCGCGAGGCGAGGAGGCCCGGCCUGAGGGUGAAGCUGUGCCCACGGGGCCCGCGCUGGGCCAGCCUUCCAGCCUGUGACGCCGGCUCGCACCCAGCUUCCUAGGGUUCAGAAACCAACACGGACAUACUUGGCUAUCAGACUCACUCCACGUGUCAGUACAUUGGGAAACUCGCCCAAGACCUCAGGGGCCAGAGGUGGUGCUGGCCCUGCACCACACGGCUCAGUGAAGGCACUGUGCUAGAACGUUCUCCUGGGGGCCUUCCGGACACUCCAGCCUGGCCCACAGGCAUCCAGCCACCGCCUUGGUGCUCCUGCCCUGAAAGCUGGCUCCACCGGGCCACCAACAGGCUCCCCAGGGGCUUGCAAACUCCCCGAUCUUCCGUGCCCCGAGCUCCUGAGGAGACACCUGGCCACCUCCCAGGACUCUGGCGGAGGCAGGGGCAGCUCAGAGUGCCUCCCUGUGUUGGAGAUCUGGCUCCUCUCCUGGGGCACCCCAGUAACUCCACAUGGCACUGCAGGGGUGCCCCAGCUGCUGCCACUCCCACAGGAGUGACCGGGGGCACACCAGGCAGCCAUGGGGCCUGCUGGAGGGUCCACAUCAGCUGACGACCUGGGCAGGAGGAGGUAGGCCCUGGGAGGGUCUCCGGGUAAAUUGCGAUGCAGCCGUACUGGGGAAGUCCUGUCAGUGCUGGGUGUCAGGGUCUCUGACCCUCCGCCAGCAGCCAGGGCUCCCAGGCAUGCAGAGGUUUUGCAGAGAGCAGCACGGGACCCCCCAGCUCCCCGCGCCGGAACAGCCCAAGCCAUGGCCGAAGGCCAGUUCCAGUCCCAGGUGCUUGAUGCCCAGUGUCUGACAGCACCGGGGGCUUACUGGUGGGCACAGGGUGGCCAGUGUGGACCUUCUGGGGGGAAGGCGGACCCCCGGCCGCCUCAUCUUCCCGGGGGUGACAGGCUGUCCUAAGAGGCAGACUGGUCCAAGAGGACUUGGUCAUUGCGGCAGCGUCACCGCACGGGAAGUGCCCAGGCAAUAAAGAACCCUUGUUUUAAGCAA
Tupaia belangeri chinensis (Chinese tree shrew) is the source of this 2188-nucleotide messenger RNA. RefSeq names its product solute carrier family 25 member 29 (gene SLC25A29). The record is from RefSeq and is a predicted model, not a curated record. Gene Ontology annotation, cellular component: mitochondrion. Gene Ontology annotation, biological process: mitochondrial L-ornithine transmembrane transport. NCBI's taxonomy places the organism in Eukaryota, Metazoa, Chordata, Mammalia, Scandentia, Tupaiidae. The coding region runs from base 513 to 1217 and encodes 234 amino acids. The transcript is spliced from 5 exons. Gene Ontology annotation, molecular function: high-affinity L-arginine transmembrane transporter activity.